AUGAUAUUGAGUCCGUGGACUGCAAUCAAGACAGGAAAGCGGAAACGGCCAGGACGUGCCGCUCAAGCCUGCGAUGCGUGCUUCGCAAGAAAGAUCCAAUGCGACCUCCAGAAACCCAGAUGCAACUGGUGCGAUCAUCGCAAGCAACCCUGCACAUUUCGCAGAGUGUCCAGUAAACGAAGGGAACAAGAGAACGACCGCGGCUCCGCCCCUUUGCGGGCUUCCGUGCCGCGCAGAUUAGCUUCCUCCUCGACCGCCCCUCCACCCGUUCAGAUUCAGGCCCAGGCUCUAAAUGUUGAAGUCUUUCCCCUUGGACUUCAUCAGCAAUUGACGGAGCGGUGCCUCGGAAACAUCUGCGCUUUCAACGGAAAGCCUGCCUUGUCUCAAAGCAGUCGCGAUUGGCUCAAAUCCUGUACGGGGCGAAAUUCUUGUCUCGACCGUCUGCUGCUGGGUGUCCAGGGAAGGCAACCGUGUCUGGUGUCAAAGAAGAAAGACCCGCUCAGGCCCGACCUGCCCGAUCUGAGGCUUCUGCGGGAAGAAUUGGAACAAUACCAUUCUCUCGCGUAUGGAAUCAUCUUCCCUAUCUUGGAUCCCAGCCUCUGGCAGAGUACUAUUGAUGCAGCAUACUAUGGAAAGGCAUCACCAGGUUCCCCCGUGGCGAUCGCUGCCAGGGCCUGCCUCUUAGCAUUUCAUGGGCUGGCGACGCUGGUUAUUCCGCAACAUCCAACCCCUUCCUCCCCCGAGACCUCCCCUUGGUCGACGACUGACUAUUUCCACGAGGCCUACAGUCUACUCCCUGAGGUACUCAAUGAAAUGGUUACCCUGGACGGGUUGCAAGCGAUUUUGUUACUAGGAUUGGCAGGUGAUAUCUACACCGUGGACUACCUUCUAUCCCUUGCGGUACGCUUUGUCUUUCACCUGAAAGGACAACUCGCGCCGGCGACGGUGUGGGAAAUUCCCUCUGCCCUGCACUAUCACGCACGGCACCUGUUCUGGAUCACCUACGUCUGCGACAAGGGCUUCAGCUUAGUGUCGGGGCUAGUUCCACGUAUGGAGGAGUCCCAUUGCGAUCUCGAAAUGUCGCACAGCCGACCAUCCGGGGGGGGACGAUUCCAGGCCGAGGAUGAAUCGAAGAUGUCUCACCUCCACGGGGAUCCCAUCAUUGGCUCCUACCUCGAGCGCUAUGUGACUUUGGCUACGGUUCAGUCGCGCAUAUACCGCGAUCUGUACAACCCGGCAGCGCUGCGAUUGUCCGAUGCAGAGUUGCUUGAAAGGAUCCGCACGCUGGACUGUGCGCUCGAAGACUGGCGACAGUCCCUGCCACGCCGCAACCGGCCCUCCCUGGUGGUGACUACACCGAUUUCCGGGGCGACGCGAUCCCGUCUGGCCGAAUCGGUGGACAUGCGGACCUCGGUCUUUCACCUGCAGUAUCACUACUCUAUAAUAAUGAUUCACCAGGCCAGCAGCCGAUGCCCCGUGUGGAAUCAGAACCAAGGGGCUGAUGGAAGGGGGGGGUCCAGCCUGGAGAUAUCCGUCGCUGCCAGUCGGGCCCUUUUGGGGAGCUUUCUCUAUUCUUCCUUUGAACUUGAUUCGCGAAAUUUGAUAUUCACACUGUCCUAUUUCGUCCAAGCAAGUGUCGUGAUAUUCUGCCACAUUCUAUCGUACUUCGCCAACGCCCUGGCUCCAAACUCUCAGAAUGAUAACCUCAGGCUUCUGGAAGACAUCUCGGCGCUCCUGCUGCGAUGUGUCCGCACCAGCGAUCCAGUUUGCUAUACCACCAAGAUCAAAUUCGCAGGAGAGUUGAUUGGGGAGCUGCCGCGCUUGGUGCACUGUGCUAUUGCUGAAGCUCCUAGCAGUGCCACGGCGCAUGGAAGUAGCGUAACUUAG
Messenger RNA from Aspergillus japonicus CBS 114.51, 1887 nucleotides. RefSeq lists its product as uncharacterized. Gene Ontology annotation, biological process: regulation of DNA-templated transcription. Gene Ontology annotation, molecular function: DNA-binding transcription factor activity, RNA polymerase II-specific; zinc ion binding. Lineage: Eukaryota; Fungi; Ascomycota; Eurotiomycetes; Eurotiales; Aspergillaceae. The transcript is spliced from 5 exons. Bases 1 to 1887 code for a protein of 628 amino acids. The record is from RefSeq and is a predicted model, not a curated record.